UUUGCCUUUUGGCAGCACUGGUGCCUCGUCGUCCUCCUCCGCUCAAUACUCUCCCAUUACUGCGUGAGAGGUGAGUGAAAUCAUCCAGAAACAUGGGGAUCGUUGCUGGUUUCAGACCUAAAAUCGUCAAGAAGCGAACGAAGAAGUUCACUAGGCAUCAAAGUGAUCGUUAUGACAAGCUCAAGCGAAACUGGAGAAAACCCAGAGGUAUUGACAACAGAGUUCGUCGAAAAUUCAAAGGCCAAUACCUUAUGCCCAAGAUUGGCUAUGGAAGCAAUCGUCAUACAAGGCACAUGCUCCGCGAUGGGUUCAGGGUCUUCCUGAUACACAAUGUGAAGGAGUUGGAGGUCCUGCUAAUGCAAAACAAGAAAUACUGUGCAGAGAUUGCUCAUGGUGUAUCAUCCAGGAAGAGGAAAGCCAUUGUGGAGAGGGCUAAUGAGCUUUCCAUCAAGGUCACUAAUGCAAAUGCCAAAUUGCGCAGUGAAGAAAAUGAAUAGAUCCUGAUGUAUCACUGUUGAAA
Darwinula stevensoni is the source of this 520-nucleotide messenger RNA. NCBI's taxonomy places the organism in Eukaryota, Metazoa, Arthropoda, Ostracoda, Podocopida, Darwinulidae. The record is from the annotation of a GenBank genome assembly.